AUGGAGUUCUGUUCAUUGAAGGAGUUUAAAAAUGCACUAAUGGAGCAUAGUGUAUUAAAUGGAAAAAAGAUUAAGUUUGUGAAGAAUGAUCUGACCAGAGUAAGGGCAGUUUGUAAAAACAAACGUGGCUUUGUUAUUAUGGCUAGCAAGGUAGGAGGUAAGCAAACAUUUAGGGUGAAAACCUUGGUUAGAAGACACAAAUGUGGAAGAGUUUUUGGAAACAAAAGUGCAAGUGUAAAUUGGAUUGCACAAGUAUUAGUUGACAGGUUUGUAAAUGUGGCUAACAUGAUUGUCGACCAAAUCAUUGAUGACAUUAAUAAGUCAUUCAGUGUUGGUAUCACUGCUUGGAAAACUGGAAAGGCCAAACAAAUUGCUUUGGAUUCUUUGGUUGUUGAUGGAGAAAGAAAAUAUGCUCGUCUAUAUGAUUAUGUGGGGGAAUUGCCAAGAGUGAAGUGUGGUACUUUUAAAAUUAAAGUGAAUCAACCCCAACCAAGUUUGCCACCAAGAUUUGGCUCUUUUUAUAUGUGUUUAGAGGGGUGUAAGCAAGGUUUUUCAGGAAGUUGCAAGUCCUUCAUAGGGGUGGAUGAUUGUCAUCUGAAGACAACAUAUGGUGGUCAAUUGUUGGUGGCAGUUGGCCGAGACCCCAAUGAUCAAUAUAUCCUACUAGCUUUUGCAGUGGUAAAAAAUGAAUGCAAAGAAAGUUGGAGAUGGUUUUUGACACUGCUUUUGGAUGAUACUGGUGGCACUGAUUGUCAAUGUUGGGUGUUCAUUUCUGAUCAACAAAAGGGACUAAUGACAGUUUAUGAUAACAUUUUGGAUGUAAUGGAACAUAGAUUGUGCUUAAGGCACUUGUAUAACAAUUACAAGAAGAGAUUUGGUGGAGGAAUGUAUAUUAGAGAUCUCAUGAUGGGGGCUGCCAAGACUACAUUUCAAAAGGACUAG
This is a messenger RNA of Vigna radiata var. radiata (mung bean), 942 nucleotides long. RefSeq lists its product as uncharacterized. The record is from RefSeq and is a predicted model, not a curated record. The transcript is spliced from 2 exons. Lineage: Eukaryota; Viridiplantae; Streptophyta; Magnoliopsida; Fabales; Fabaceae. Bases 1 to 942 code for a protein of 313 amino acids.